AACGGGUGGGGGUGGCUGUAGGAGUCAGACCCAGGAGGACGUCAGUGUGCUAGUGGCCGGUAAAGAGUUCACACGGAGUUCGUCUGACUGACUUGAGGAGAGAAAGAUGUUCAUGCGCGUGGCACUUGCGGCGGCGGUGGUGAUGGUAGUGGUGGCGGCGCCCAGCAACAAAGAGGGGCGUGAGUCCAGCCAACUACCCGCCGAGCACCGUAAGGGGACUCCUUCCUCCACACCACAUCCUAUGGAGGACAUUGUUGAUGCGGUGUUGACGUCUGAAACAAUGGCAGCUGUGGACGAGGCAGCAGCUCGCGUCACAACAGCCAUCGGAGGGGUCAUUGAUGACUUGGGCAACUUCGUAGUGAAUUCGGUAAAAGAGUUACCAGAUGCCAUUCGCGAGGUGUCGGAAAAGGUCAAUCAAGCGAUUGCUGAAGGCGGCGAGCAGGUAGUGAUUAUAGUGAAGGGGGUGAAGACCAAAGUCACCAACGGUACAGCCACAAGAACUGUCACCAACACCGUCGACAGGGUCUUCCAGGUCGCCAACUCUUCUCAAACUGCUUCCAGUUUCAAGGACCUUCAGGAGCGCAUUGCAGUGACUGUGAGCCGCAUAUUCUCCUCUUUCAUGUUCAACUUGGACAAGAUUGACAGUGCUGUAGCUGAUGGGAUCAGGAGAGUGGCUUUCAACAGCACUGACAGUAAACCCACGACCCAAGUACUUAAUCGUCCUUCACAGGAAAAUGAAAUUCGAGCACUGUCUUAAGUGUGGCACUGAAGAAAACAACACCAAGACCCAAAAUAUCCAGUAAAAUAAGUUUAAUGUAGCUUUUAAUUUACACUUACCUGUACUGUAACAUUUGUAAACCAAUAUUUAUCUAUCUCUGUGAACUGUAUAUUAUGUGUGUUGUUUCAUGCAUUCAAACAUUGUAUGUUAAAUAUUCCCAGGAUAUAUUCUCUUUGGUGAGUAACAGGGUGACCCCAGACUGUGUCACCUCGGAACCACCACCACACAUAAUGUUAACCACAUCUAAUGAACUUGUUGAAGAAUAUUAAUACCUGUACUGUAUUAUGAAAUGUUACAUAUAUGACAUCAGUAUCAAAUGCAACAUACUGUAUACCAUUUUAA
This is a messenger RNA of Homarus americanus (American lobster), 1120 nucleotides long. RefSeq lists its product as uncharacterized. The record is from RefSeq and is a predicted model, not a curated record. Lineage: Eukaryota; Metazoa; Arthropoda; Malacostraca; Decapoda; Nephropidae. The coding region runs from base 107 to 757 and encodes 216 amino acids. The transcript has 6 exons.